Molecule: messenger RNA, 5543 nt
Organism: Conger conger (European conger)
Lineage: Eukaryota; Metazoa; Chordata; Actinopteri; Anguilliformes; Congridae
Gene: antxr2a
Product: ANTXR cell adhesion molecule 2a
Exons: 17
Coding region: 383-1822 (479 amino acids)
Cellular component (GO): membrane
Molecular function (GO): signaling receptor activity
Source: RefSeq, a predicted model, not a curated record
UGGGUUGCCUGGAUGUUUAGUACGCCUUGUUGGUCCAGCCAUAUAAACAUGACAGGAAAAUUACUAAAUGAGUAGUUUGGGUAACACAGUCAUUUGUAAUAAACGGACGAAGAAAUUAAUGUUGGUGACGUCAGCGCUGUGAUUUCCUCUCUUUCGCAGGAAGCGGGGGAAACUUUUUUUAUUUAGCCUUAAACUUUGGCAUGUUGCAGGAAAGUAACAGGGAGGCAUACUUAGUCCGCGUUUAUGCUUUGCCGUUACUCGGUUGAACUGAAGAACUUUCUCAUCUUCCAUUAUAGUUUAAAUCCUAACUUUUUGCUUUUUUACUGGUUAUUUAUCUGGUUCUGUGAGGUGUCGCCACGCUUAACUUUUGCCAAGGACCGACAUGAACGAAAAAAGGAACUGUAUCUCCAUGACAGCAGUUGUGCUUCUUUUAACUUUAAUAUUUCCAUCAUUUUGUACGGCCGAGGAGGCGGCUUGUCACGGGGCGUUUGACCUUUAUUUCGUAUUAGACAGAUCAGGAAGUGUGGCAAACAACUGGGGUGAGAUCUAUGGGUUCGUUGAACAGCUCACUAAUCGGUUUGUGAGCCCGAGCAUGCGGGUGUCCUUCAUAGUGUUCUCCACCAGGGCUGAGCUUAUGUUGCCUCUCACUGGAGACAGCUAUAAAAUUAAAGAGGGCUUACGGCAUCUGAGUGAGGUAAAGCCGGCUGGUGAGACGUACAUGCAUGAAGGAUUCAAAAAGGCAUCUGAGCAAAUGAAGGAGCAGCCCACCAAGUCCUCCAGCAUCAUUAUCGCCCUGACUGAUGGAAAGCUGCAACCGUACCUGUUCAAACUCACGGUAGAUGAGGCCAACAUUGCGAGGAAGUAUGGAGCCAGGGUGUAUGGGGUCGGAGUGAAGGAUUUCGACGAGGCUCAGCUUGCUGAUAUUGCUGACACAAAAGAACACGUAUUCCCUGUGAAAGGUGGCUUUCAAGCCCUCAAAGGAAUCGUCAAUUCGAUUUUGAAGCGGUCCUGUACUGAGAUUCUAAGUGUGGAGCCCUCCACUAUAUGUGUAAAUGAGACCUUCGACAUCGUGCUGAGAGGAAACGGGUUCACCAUGGGCCGGAGUGCUCAGGGGAUCAUCUGCAGCUUCAUCGUGGACCAGCGCACCUACAGUCAGAAGCCGACCGUGGUGCAGGACAACUACCUGCUCUGCCCAGCGCCGGUCCUGCAGGAAGUUGGACAGUCGAUUGAUGUGCUGAUCAGCUUGAACAAUGGCACGUCCUUCAUCUCCAGCGCCCUUACCAUCAACGCCACCUCAUGCUCGAACGGCUGGGCUCUGACCAUCGUGUUCCUGGUGCUGCUCCUGCUGCUGCUCCUGGCCCUCAUGUGGUGGUUCUUUCCCCUCUGCUGCACUGUGGUCAUCAAAGACCCGCCUCCUCCUCCUCCCCCUUCUGCUCCAGAGCCCGAACCAGAGGACGACCUGCCGAAGAAAAAAUGGCCCACGGUGGACGCUUCCUACUACGGGGGCCGGGGGGCUGGAGGGAUCAGACGCAUGGAGGUUCGUUGGGGCGAAAAGGGAUCCACAGAGGAAGGGGCGAGAUUAGAGAAAGCCAAAAACGCUGUGGUCUCCAUCGUAGAGGAAGCGGAUGAACCCGUUACGAGUAAACCCUCUAAACCCAGGCCCACCUACCAGCACCAAGAGUCUAAAUGGUACACUCCAAUUAAGGGCCGUCUCGACGCUCUUUGGGCCCUGCUGCGGCGGCAGUAUGACCGAGUUUCCCUCAUGCGACCGACGACUGCGGACAAGGGUCGAUGCAUGAACUUCAACCGGGUACAGAACUAAAAGAUCAGAGUCCUUCAACCUUUGACGUGCAAGGGUUACUAUCUACUGUGGACAGGAAGAGGAAGAGGAAUUUGAAGUUUUUCAAAAUCUAUGGUAACAGCUUUGCCCAAAACCACUAUUGUUUUCCAUAUUGUGCACUUAGGGGACCUCUAUGCCUCACCUCGAUGCAGGGUCGGUCAAAGUGGAAUUAUCAUAAGCAUAUUGUCACGUCCUCUGAUAUUAGUUGCAGUGGCACAUUUCCUUUUUUCUUGUUAAUUUUACUUGGGGAAAAGCAAACGCGGCGAGCAUGCUCCGUUUUGUGCCGUUCGGAUUGGGUUAGCUUCUCGUGCGCACCAAAGGCUUAACAUAUUCUGACCAUAUUGUGCCUUCUGUGGAAAACCUCAUUUCAUGGACACAGACGGAAGCUAUUUAAAAAAUAGGGGGGAAAAACAGAGUGAAUGAGGCUGUUUGCCGUUGGCGUGGAAGUAGACAUAGUCCCAGCGGGCCUAGCAAGUGCACAAGUCCGUUGCCUUUUGGCAAUGUCUCAUCACAAAAAUCUCUCCCAACUCCACUAUCACUGCAUGCCUGGCGGGAGGUCUCUGACUGCAGAUCCUGUCAUUUUAACACUGAGAAGUGCACACGCAUGACAAACUGGAGACAGGCCGCCCCAAGGUAUCGGCAAGCAGCGAGACUUUGCCCUUUAGUUUGUGGAGACACCUUUCUUCAAUUGUGCACCAUGGACAGAAGAAUUAAUAGAGCGUUACUGUACCGAGGGAAGCCCCGGACCAAAGAUCUCCGGCUAGGUUUGAGGGACCCGAUGCUUCAGGGCCUGGAUGUGGCAGCUGGUGUCCCCCCCCCCCCCCCACAAACAUUUAUUUUUGUUUUUGCAUCGAGUUCGUAAACACGCAAACAAAUAAAAUCUACGAACUUAGCUAUCAGUGUGAGUUUUCAGAAUAGGAUAUGUAGGCAUCUCAAGAGCGUUUAUCUCGUCGCUGUUUCUAAUCUCCGAGGGUUCCUCCCGGGGAUUCUGGCCGUACGAAAGUCUCAAAGUUUAAUUAAUGUAAUUAAAGACAACAGCAAGCAGCAGCCUGUGAAUAUUCUGCCCAUCUUUUUUAUGCCUUUUGACAUUGAAUGACCUAUUACUGUACGUGUGUCGUUUGGACUAAAAGACGCCCCGGUAAUGCAUAGCCACGUCCGCAGUGAAGAUGUGUUGAAAAAGUGGGGCGGAUAAGCAGGCGGAUAACCCCAUUGUUCAUUUUCUGAAUUACGGUCAUAGCGUGUCGGACCCUGCCAAAAAAAAAAACGCUUGCGAUAUGUAUUUAUUGUACAUUUUUCAAGCGCGCUGUCAUGACGCCGAUCGCGGAUGAUGUUAGCGCGAGUGGAAACUCGGUGGGGGUGGAAGGAGGGAGCAGCUGAGGAAAAAGGCUCGAACGAUCUAGUCACUUUCGAUACGGUACUUCAGAUGCAAAAUGGAUAUUCGAGUGGAAACCUGACAAAGCGCGCUCGCUUUGACGGGAACCCGUAUAGACAAUGACCAGUGGCUGGGUCAGUGGGAUGUCUCCGUGCAAGCGGGGCGGCUUAUCAAAUGACACUAAAAAUAAGUUCAACAACCAUCAAGUUUGAGGGGAAUGGGCGAAUGUCUCGCAUUUGGGCACGGAAGUGUGAGGGAUGGGUAGAGCGAUGCGAGGCAUUCCUGCUCUAAUUAUUCCUUUGUGCUCUUCGCUGAGGUUCUGAGGGACGUACGUAAUUCUCUCGCCCGACGACCAAAUUCACGGCCUGCCCGGAAUCGCAUGUUUGCUUUUUCCUUUUUUUUUCAAGUGUUCCGCCGCUUUGCGUGAUCAUUAGCGUAACGCUCGUUUUGUCGAUUGUAAUGCUGUUUGUGUUUGUUUGUUUGUUUGAAGUAUUAUAUAGAUUUAUUCAGGUUUCUAUUGUCUGAAGGAGGAUUGUUAUUGCACGUAACACUGAUGGUGUAUGUAUGUACCGGUCACAGCACAGCACUCUGUGCCGAUAACACGCCAGAACCAGGCUACUGAGCCCCAGUCGACUGGCCGAUAAAUCACAAAUUUCUCAGAUAAAAAAUAUGUCCAGCCCUUUGUUAGAUCUGUGAUAUUUCAGAUGGAAUAUUUUAUCACUCUGUUUAGGGCCAGUCUGUAUGGUGCUCAGUUAGUUGCUGUAGUGAUUGAGAUGCCCAGUAUUUUUUGCACAGUCUGCAACCAAGUUGGAAUGUUUCUAUACGCAUGUGUUUUAUGCCUUGUACAUUUUUAAUGUUCGUUUUUUUUGGAUGAAAAAUUAUUUUAUUUUUUUAAUUAAAUUUAAAUUCCAUGUUUAGUUUCACUGUUAGAGGUUUCACUGCUUUGCUUUGCUUUUUUUUGUGAAAAAUUUAUGACAAAUUCUUAGCACAUAAGAGAAGCAUGUGUUACUUUAUGGUUAUAUCUAGGUUAUACCAUAAUGUAUUAUAUUUUUGUAACAAUUAAUGUUUAUAUAUACAAUAAUACCAAAAUGCUUUUUCAAGGAUAAAUUAAAUUGCUGAAAAUAAGAAACUUGUUUGACUUUUUUAUUAUUCACAACAGGUUUAAAAAAAUAAUAAUAUUCUGCUACAUGUAAAUCUUGAAUGAGAUUUUGCCAGAAUGGUUUGUCUUUACUGUAAGUUUGCUUACUGCCUUUUCUUUCAUUGUUAAAAUUGUAAUAUACUGUAAGUGAUGAAGCACCUUGUCUUAAUGUAUGUCAUUGGUCAAGCCAGUAGGAAUUGCACUGUGUGCAUUUUAGAAUUAAGGUAUUGUAGUAUGUUGGUAUGUUGUACAGGUAAUGUAGUCAUAUGUUGGCCAGGGCACAUCUGCAAAUUAUAUCAAAUCGUUAGUUUCCUUUAAUACAUCAUUCACUUAAUCUAAAUGGGUGUGAUACAGUCCUAAAAAGCAUUCAUUUUCAAAUACAGUAUGUGAUUUUUUUGCAGUGUUGGCAUCGGUGUUAAAUCUGCCUGUCCAAAACGGACAGGCCCAUUACUGUGGCUGCCCCUCGAUAAGAAAAGACAAAAAAAAAAGCUAAGGGCAAUAAUUAAUUGGGCCCAAAAAGAUGUAUAAGGCCAGACAGGGGAUGUAAUUAUAUUGUGAAAACAGGAGAGAGAUGAGUAGACAGUGUGUCCCAGCCCUCUCCGUAAUGCUGCCACCAGAGGCUCCCCCCCCACCACCCCCUAAACCCUCCGAGGUCUGGGGCACCCACCAAUGAGGUCCCCUGUUAUUAAAAACACGCGUUUGCACACCUACUGUUUUCUCAUCAUCCGCAUGCUGUGACAGGACACCCCCAGUGCCGUCAGCACACGUUUAACCCAGGAAACAUUAACCCUUCCCUCCCUCCCUCCUCUCCUCUCUGGAAAGGACAGGAUAAAACAGAUGUCCCUCCACAGGAGUACGGCUCCCGGGAGGAGAGGAGAGAGAUGGGAGGAUGAGGGAGAGAGAGAUAAGGGGAUGAGGAAAGAGGGAGGUUGUCUCUAUGCAGACGCUGCUGAGUGUGAUUUUUCAGUGCUCUCGCAGUCCCAGCCGGCCUCUUGCUGUUUUCAUGUACAGGACCUCACAUGGAAAAGAAAGUGUCACUUUACAGUUAGCGGGUGAUAUCCGCACUUAACCUUACUACAAUCUUUAUUUUUGUGUCUGCGUGAUGAUAUGCCGUUCUGAUGCUUUUUUUAAAAUGUGCUUUUAUAUUAUCAUUGUUUGUUUUGUACUAUUGAAUAAAGAUAUCUUUAUAGAAA